AUGGAGAAGAUUGGGCUGUGGACAGCUGCUCAAGCUGUAAACGAUAAUCAGCAUCAACAGUCUCAGUUUACUCCAGUUGGGAGACUGGAAGAACAGAGUCGUUACUACAACCAGAAUCUGCAUCCUUCAGCUCCGGACAAUCUCUAUAUGGUCCAAAUGGGCAUUUACCUCAUACUACUAGAGAAGGAAAUUCGGCUGGAGAUUCAAAUGAUGUAUUUGGUCAUCAACAAAGUUCAGCUGCAAGUCCUUCGAUUCACUAGCAGGAGGUACCUUCUAGUUAUUCUUCUGUUGCAGAAAUUUGUGCAGAAAGCCAGGGUUAUUUCUGUUUUUUUAAUUUUCCGGAAGGUAAAAGCUGGUAAAGAAGAGGCCGAGAAUCAAAAUGAGAAGUUCUAUAAGUCGCUUUCCAUGUCCAUUGCCUCAACUCCACUGCACCAACCACCACUUCUUACCAAUGGCAUAUCGGUUUCGAUGGACCUGCCCCAUUAG
Ilex paraguariensis (yerba mate) is the source of this 486-nucleotide messenger RNA. The record is from the annotation of a GenBank genome assembly. NCBI's taxonomy places the organism in Eukaryota, Viridiplantae, Streptophyta, Magnoliopsida, Aquifoliales, Aquifoliaceae.